ACAUCUUCUUAAUUGUUAUGAAAAAUAUAACACACACUGUACGUAAUAUUAUUCCGCUUUCAAUAUUAUGAGGAGGAACUGCAAUUUGGAGCUCCGCCUUGUGCCGCCGUCACCGCCGUACCACCUCCGGCAAGAAAAUUCCCGUGACGACAUAAAUAUGGUUGGUGGAGACUUGAAGGGAAAGCAAAACCAGCAACUAACGAUCUUUUAUGACGGAAAGGUUAGCGUUUGUGACGUUACAGAACUUCAGGCAAGGACAAUAAUAAAGCUAGCUGCUAGUGAAGAAACGGAUGAUCAAUGGAGAAGAACACCUGGUUCAACUACUUCAUCUGAACCGGCAUCUUCAUCGCCAUUAGCCUCUCCUGGGCUUUCCAUGAAAAGAUCUCUACAAAGGUUCCUUCAAAAGAGAAAGCAUAGAAUUCAAGCAACUUCUCCCUACCAUCCUUAAUUGGUUCAAACCAACAUGUAAUGCUGAAUUAAAUUUCUUUGUUUGUUUGUUUGUUUGUUUCAUUUCUUAUUCUAUGGACUCAAGACAUAUAUGUGGCUGGCUAUACAUAAGUAUAUGCACAUCUUUAUGUGUAUGUGUCGGUUCCGUGGAAAUUGAUUUUUAUUUGUAAAGCA
This is a messenger RNA of Helianthus annuus (common sunflower), 621 nucleotides long. Its product is annotated as protein TIFY 5A. The record is from RefSeq and is a predicted model, not a curated record. Bases 68 to 448 code for a protein of 126 amino acids. The transcript is spliced from 3 exons. NCBI's taxonomy places the organism in Eukaryota, Viridiplantae, Streptophyta, Magnoliopsida, Asterales, Asteraceae. Gene Ontology annotation, biological process: regulation of jasmonic acid mediated signaling pathway; regulation of defense response; response to wounding. Gene Ontology annotation, cellular component: nucleus.